Camponotus floridanus (Florida carpenter ant) is the source of this 4166-nucleotide messenger RNA. It is a transcript of the gene Pxn, whose product is annotated as peroxidasin. NCBI's taxonomy places the organism in Eukaryota, Metazoa, Arthropoda, Insecta, Hymenoptera, Formicidae. Gene Ontology annotation, biological process: response to oxidative stress. Bases 1 to 3912 code for a protein of 1303 amino acids. Gene Ontology annotation, molecular function: protein binding; peroxidase activity; heme binding. The transcript is spliced from 5 exons. The record is from RefSeq and is a predicted model, not a curated record.
AUGAGGCCGCUCGUGGAGGUCUGGGUGCUGCUGGUCCCGCUGCUCCUGGUGGCGGCGGACCCCUCUGCGCGGACGACGAACGCGGAGUGCCCGCCGAGAUGCGUGUGCUUCACGAUGCAUGUGCGAUGCAUGUUUCAAAAGCUGAGCCAGAUGCCGCGGGUGCCUGCCAACACCACCGUUCUAGAUCUCCGAUUCAACAGCAUCACGGAGGUGCGGCCGGGGACGUUUCGCGGUCUCGACAAGCUGCACACCCUGCUGCUGAACGACAACCAUAUUCGACGGCUGGUCGCGGGCACGUUCGAGGGCGCGCCAAAUCUACGGGUACUCUACUUGUACAAAAAUCGAAUCGAGCACAUCGCCCCGGGCGCGUUCGCGGGGCUGCCGCGGCUCGAGCAGCUGUAUCUGCAUCACAACCACCUGCGGGAGAUACGCCCCGGCACGUUCAACAAUCUGCCGGCGUUGGAGCGUCUAUUCCUGCACAGCAACAAGCUGCAUCGGCUGCCGGCCGACGCGUUCGUCAACGUCGGUCCCAUGACACGGCUGCGUCUUGACAGUAACGCGCUCGUCUGCGACUGCAAUCUGGUCUGGCUGGUGGAGCGCACCCGAGAGAGGCCUACGGAGAUGGCGGCGAUUUGUCAGUCCCCACAUAAGAUGAAGGGUCGCUCCCUCACGACGAUGUUGCCCGAGGACUUUCAUUGCACAAAACCACGUAUAGUAGAAGGACCCGAAGAUACCGUGGUGCGAUUUGGCGAGACGAUGACAUUGACGUGCCGAGUAACGGGCGAUCCGACGCCGAAAAUCAAAUGGAUGAAGAAUAAAUGGUACUCGGAAGCGGACGAUGAUAACAGCGACAAGUACGAAAUCCACGAAGACGGCGAGAAGUACGUAAUUCGCGAGGAUGGCAGUCUGGUGAUCACCGACAUGACUGAGCAGGACAGCGGGGUAUACGAAUGCAUGGCCAGUAGUGAUAUGGGCUCGACCAAGUCCAGGAAGGCGAGGGCGGUGAUCACGGCAGCGUCCCGUUUGGUAUUCGCCGAGAAGCCAGAAUCGCAAAACGUGACCGUUGGCACCAACGUGACCUUCUCUUGUCGAGUACUGAACAAUGGGUUCAGUGUCAAGCCCAAUAUUCGUUGGCUUCGAGACGACCUACCGAUCUUGUUCGGUGACAGAAUCUUCCUCGAGAACGAUGAUACCAAGUUGCGUAUCCUCGCGGCUAAGGAAUCUGACGCUGGCAGAUAUCAGUGUCAUCUUAAAAGCGUCGACAGAAGCGUAGUCCUCUUCGCGGAUCUGCACGUCAUCAACUUCAUCGCGCCCCGAUUGGUCUUCAAGCCGCAGGACAUGGAAGCGGAACCGGAUGCUAUAGUCGAGGUACCAUGCCGGGCCGAGGGCAGACCAAAGCCGGUGAUACAAUGGAAAAAGGAUGGUAGUGCUCUUGAGGGCAAUAGAAUUAAGAUCACUCGUGGCGGGAGUCUCCUCAUUUUCAACGUGACUCCACAGGACACCGGCAGAUAUGAGUGUUCAGCAAUAAACGAUUAUGGCCGCGCAACCGCCGAUGCUCUAGUACGCGUUCGGCAAUCAGGUGCAACGGAUACAAUUAUCGUACGAGCUUUUCAAAGUGCCACCGAGGAGAUCGAUCGUGCCAUCAAUAAGACGCUAUCAUCCUUAUUCAAUGGUGACUCAUCUAACCAUGUUCAUCCAUUCCGGUUAAUACGAUUCCCGAAUGCCAUCAGUCGCGCGGCUGCCAGACCUGCUGAACUUUUCGAGAGGACUCUCGUCAAUAUUCGACGUAUGGUGGACGCCGGCGCUAAAGCGAACAUAACCGGUGAAUUUCGUUACGAGGAGAUCCUGACGCGCGAACAGGUCAAAGAAAUUGAACAGUUAUCCGGAUGCACCGGUCAUAGACAUCGGCAAAAUUGCACCAACAGGUGCUUUCACCGCAAAUACCGCACCAUAGACGGCAGUUGCAACAAUCUGCGUCAUCCUACUUGGGGCUCAUCGCAUACAGGAUUCCAUCGAGUAUUGCAGCCCAUCUAUGAGAACGGUUUCUCGACGCCGGUCGGUUGGGAGAAGGAACGACGAUACUACGGUUAUCCGAAACCAGCUGCGCGUCUCGUGUCGACCACGUUGAUAUCUACGCAUGACAUUACAUCCGAUCAUCAGAUUACCCACAUGGUGAUGCAGUGGGGCCAAUUCCUGGAUCAUGAUCUCGACCACGCGUUGCCAUCAGUAUCGAGUGAAUCCUGGGACGGAAUUGAUUGUAAGAAGUCAUGCGAUAACGCAGCACCUUGUUUCCCGAUGGAGGUACCGCCGGAUGAUCCGCGGGUUAACAAUAGACGGUGCAUCGACUUCAUAAGAACCAGCGCCGUGUGCGGAUCAGGCUCGACCAGCAUCUUAUGGGGUGAGAGACUGACACGGCGAGAACAGUUAAAUCAGUUGACUAGCUACCUCGACGCAUCGCAAGUCUACGGUUACAAUGAUGAAGUGGCGCGCGACCUACGUGAUCUCACAACGGAUCACGGAUUGCUACGGGAGGGUCCUACGAUCCCUGGUCAUAAGCCUUUACUGCCGUACGCGUCCGGACAAUUCGUCGAUUGUCGUAGAGAUCCGCUGGAGAGCUCGAUCAAUUGCUUCGUCGCUGGUGAUAUUCGCGCAAACGAGCAAGUUGGCCUGUUAGCUAUGCAUACCAUAUGGUUGCGCGAGCACAACCGCAUCGCUCGCGUGUUACGCGAAAUGAAUCCGCAUUGGAACGGCGAGAAACUGUACCAGGAGGCCAGACGUAUCGUUGGCGCCGAGAUGCAGCAUAUUACUUAUCAGCACUGGUUACCGCGGAUAUUCGGUUCAACAAUUGACGAUUUUUUAUUAUCUUACCGCGGUUAUGAUUCCAGUAUCGACGCUAGUAUAUCCAACGUCUUCGCUACCGCCGCUCUACGUUUCGGUCAUUCGCUUAUUCAGCCGCGCCUACAGCGUCUAAACGCCUCGUUCCAAUCGAUUCCUCAAGGUGCUCUCAAUCUACGUGAUGCCUUCUUCGCGCCCUGGCGGCUAGUGGAGGAAGGUGGGGUCGAUCCCCUAAUCCGCGGUAUGUAUGCUACCGCAGCGAAGUUGAAGCGGCCCGAACAAAAUCUCAACGUCGAGCUCACCGAGCAGCUGUUCCGUAGCGCGCACGCGGUCGCAUUGGACCUGGCAGCGAUGAAUAUUCAGCGGGGACGGGAUCAUGGACUACCCGGUUACCUGGAGUGGCGCGAUUACUGCAACAUGUCGCAUGUGGAGACGUUCGAGCAUCUGGCCGCCGACAUUAGCAGCGCUCGAGUGCGGCAAAAGCUGCGCGAAUUGUACGGCCAUCCGGGUAAUAUAGACGUCUGGGUCGGUGGUAUUCUAGAGGAUCAAUUGCCAGAUGCGAAAGUCGGACCGUUAUUUAAGUGUCUUUUGCUGGAACAAUUCAGACGUACUCGAGAUGGCGAUCGGUUCUGGUACCAGAAUCCCGGACUCUUCCGCGCGGAGCAACUUGCGCAGAUCCAGCAAGUGUCGCUCGCCAGAAUCCUAUGCGACAACGGCGAUAACAUCACUCGCGUGCAACCCGACGUGUUCCUGCUGCCCGAGGGCCGCAAUGACUUCGUCAGCUGCGACGAGAUUCCCUACGUGGAUCUAAGCGCAUGGUCCGAUUGCUGCGACAACUGCGAGGAUCACGACAAUACUAUUUCUCGCGUACGCAGAGAGGCUAAAAAAUAUCUUGCGCCUGAUCACGACUAUACAAAAAAAGUAGAAUCGUUGAGCCGUAAUGAAAAGGUGAAAUACCUGGAGAACAUGUUGGAAAAAAGCGAUCGAGAGGCUACGAGAUUACGAGAGCAGGCCGAUGACUUAUUGCACAGAGUAAAAAAGCUUAAGUCAUUAUUAGAAGACGUCAAAACACGAUAAUUGCAUAAAUAUCCUUGCUUAGGUCCUUUCCUUCUAUUGCAGGUAAAGAAUUCUUGCGCUUUUGUCUCUGAUAUAUUUUAUCUUUCUGUCGUGCAUUUAUUAAAAACAUACUGUAAAUAGAAACGCAUUAUCUUUCUUAGUGCGAGAUUUAUAUCAUCAAAUUGUAAUUGUAUGCACAUAUCUUUCGCAGCAAAAUUUAAAUUAUGUAAAAGAGACAAGAUAUAUUAAGCUAUAGAAAUUUUACAACAUAUUCU